AUGCGACUUACCCGAGUCUGGGACGGUGACUGGGGUGUGCAGUGGAGGUUCGCACCAUCCGUAGCUUCCCUCGGCGCGUUAUCCUUCAAACUUCACGCCGACCUCGCGAACGCGCAUUCCGGACGUACAACAUGGGGAUACUCGCAGUCUACCGGAAUCUCUCUUUCACAAGACAGCGAAUCAGCCAUUGGCGGUAGCGGCGAAGACUGGCUUGAGAAUGGAACGAGUCGAGCACAAUUAGCGAAUCAUAAUAAGCCUUGGGAAGAACAGGCUGCCGGUCCAGAAUGGCUUCGGCGCACACAGGAAGGCAUCAUGGAGGUUAUAAGUAGGGAUGGGACGACCGCACAAAUCGAUCCGUUGAGAUUCUGCCAGUGGCUUCUGGAAGAAGUGCAGAGAAGGGGGGUCACGAUACAUCAGCCAGCGACGGCGACAGCCAUCAUCAAAGACUCAGAAGAUAUGUUGCGCGGUGUAAGGAUAUCAAAGGGUGAUGACGCCGAGUCGGAGACAGAGUUACCAUGUAGCCGUCUCGUCAUAACCUCUGGUGCGUGGUCUCCACGCGUUUUCAGCACCCUCUUCCCAUCCUCGAAAGCGCGCAUCCCCGUCUCCUCGUUAGCUGGCCACUCGCUGCUCGUUCGAAACCCAUACCACAAACCCGAAGAGCUCGACAAGGAAGUCUGCCACGCAGUCUUCGCGACAGAUACACUCGGCUUCUCGCCAGAGUGGUUUGCGAGACUGGGUGGAGAGCUGUAUCUGGCAGGGCUCAAUAGCACAAACAUACCUCUACCGGAGGUUGCAACAGACGUACAAGCUAGUACGAAGGCCAUCGAGCAGUUGAAACAGUGUGCAAAAGCUAUGAUGGUGAAUGUUCCGGGCAAGGAUAUGGAGAUUUUGAGGGAAGGCUUGCAAUUCCAAGCAAACACAAUGUCUACGAACCCCGCCGACGAGGUUGCCGCGAGGAAGCGACAUGAGCGCGAGACGAAUCCCAUACACAUCGAACAACUGGACGCAAGCGUGUUGGCUGCACUACCAAAGGAUGUGAAGAUACUAUCAAUCAGACAGUCCGGUGAAAGCGCGUGGUGUGAGAGUUUCCGCAUCGAUGCAAACCUACAAGAUGGCUCGGAAAGGCAGUACUUCGUCAAGAUCAAAACAGGCGAACUAGGAAAGCGAAUGAUGCAAGGUACCUACGAAUCCGAACUACUUUAUCACUCUUACUGCCCCGAACAUGUUCCAACACCAAUUGCCUGGGGAGCCUAUAAAGACCACCCGGACACAUGGUUCUACAUCUGCGACUUCCACGACAUGGCGAUGGUGAAACUGGAUCCAAGUGCCUUUGUCGACAUCAUUACUGGGGUGCACAGAGCAAGUAUGGGAAAAUCACCGCUCGGCAAAUACGGAUUCCACAUUCCAACCCACCUUGCUCACGUACCGAACGACAACACAUGGGAAGAUUCGUGGGAAGUCUGGUAUAACAGAGCCAUGCAGACCAUGUAUGAUCUAGAGAAGAGCAUGUACGGAGUAGACGAAGAGUUAGAAGUCAUCUUCGAAUCUCUCUGUUCAAAGGUCAUACCUAGGUUGCUUCGGCCCUUGGAAACCGGCGGUCGCUCGAUUGAACCAUGCCUCUUGCAUUCGGAUCUCUGGCCUGGAAACUGUAUGCUGGAGAAAGAGACUGGUAAGACCAUUAUCUUUGACUCAUGUGCUUUCUGGGGUCAUAACGAGUGUGACUUGGGUAGCUGGCGUGCUCCGCGGUACAAUAUGGGUGAGGAGUUCUUUACGUGCUACAAGGAUAUCGUGAAGCCCUCGCAACCAGAGGAAGAUUGGGACGAUCGCAACAGACUUUACGCCAUGCCCGAGUUUCACGAUAGGGCCAAAGCUGAGAUGAGAGGGCUCGUUGAGAAGUUCCCUGGCGGCUUCGAAGACUGGGAAGCCCGACAAGUGUCUUCACCACGCGACCUGUAG
Molecule: messenger RNA, 1956 nt
Organism: Alternaria triticimaculans
Lineage: Eukaryota; Fungi; Ascomycota; Dothideomycetes; Pleosporales; Pleosporaceae
Exons: 8
Coding region: 1-1956 (651 amino acids)
Molecular function (GO): oxidoreductase activity
Source: RefSeq, a predicted model, not a curated record